Molecule: messenger RNA, 2359 nt
Organism: Triplophysa dalaica
Lineage: Eukaryota; Metazoa; Chordata; Actinopteri; Cypriniformes; Nemacheilidae
Gene: akt2l
Product: v-akt murine thymoma viral oncogene homolog 2, like
Exons: 14
Coding region: 596-2038 (480 amino acids)
Biological process (GO): protein phosphorylation
Molecular function (GO): protein serine/threonine kinase activity; ATP binding
Source: RefSeq, a predicted model, not a curated record
GAGGUGUUUGUACUCCACGUAAAUCGUUUGGAAAAUCUAAACGUUGUUGUGCUUUGUAACCAUUAAAACCGCAGCUCCCCUGAUCACUUGUUUAUUAGACGGUCCUGCCCGGUUCAAUAUGGCGAACUCGUUGGCGUACCGCAGCGACGGGCCAAAGCAGAACAGAACUGAUCUGAAAGCAGUGCGGUGGGUCUCAAUGACGUAACCGCGCGGAGUCGUCGCGUGCAGCUGCCGAACUCUGAACACGCGUGAAAGUGUUGAAUUGACACUCGAUCCGGAUCAAGGAAACGAUAAAUGAGGGGAAAAGCGCGUGCACGUGCGAUUAUAUAUUUACACAUGACGAGCUAAGAGUGUUUGUGCUGAAGAAGUGCUCAGCGCGGAUAGUUUGGAUAAAUCAAUAAAUGAGGAGGUUUAAUGCGCGAAUUCCUCCUGAUCCACUCUUGUUUUAAACACUGUGGCGAUAUUUGAAGUGUAAGUCGAUGAGUAACGAUGUUUAAAGUCAGUUUUGUUACUCGAGCUCAAAGUUCAUGCUGUAGUUUGUUCAGAAGUAAUUAAAGGGACUUGCCUGUCAGUCAACCCAUAGCCCCGCCCCAUCAUGACUGAGGUCACUGUGGUCAAGGAAGGUUGGCUUCAUAAACGAGGUGAGUAUAUAAAGACCUGGAGACCGCGAUAUUUCAUCCUGAAGAGUGAUGGAUCCUUCAUCGGCUACAAGGACAAGCCCGAGUUAACUGAUCAGAGUUCAGCUCCGCUCAAUAACUUCUCUGUGGCGGAGUGUCAGCUGAUGAAGACGGAGCGACCGCGACCCAACACCUUCAUGAUCCGCUGUCUGCAGUGGACCACCGUCAUCGAGCGGACCUUCCAUGUGGAGAGCAGCGAGGAGAGGGAGGAGUGGAUGUCUGCCAUUCAGGCGGCAGCCAAUGGGCUGCAAGCGCAGGAAGCAGAAGAGCCGAUGGAGAUCAAGUUUGGUUCUCCCAGCGACAGCAGCGGCCUGGAGGACAUUGAGGUGUUUUUGUCCAAGUCUCGCUCUCGGGUGACGAUGAGUGACUUUGAUUAUUUGAAGCUGCUGGGUAAAGGCACGUUUGGGAAGGUGAUUCUGGUGAGGGAGAAGGCCUCUGGCAUGUACUACGCCAUGAAGAUCCUGCGCAAGGAGGUGAUCAUCGCCAAGGAUGAGGUUGCACACACAGUCACAGAGAGUCGUGUGCUGCAGAACACCAGACAUCCCUUCCUGACGACGCUGAAGUACGCCUUUCAGACAAACGACCGUUUGUGUUUCGUGAUGGAGUAUGCCAACGGUGGAGAGCUCUUCUUUCAUCUGUCCCGUGAGCGUGUGUUCUCUGAAGACAGAGCGCGCUUCUACAGCGCUGAGAUCGUCUCAGCUCUAGAGUACCUCCACUCUCAGAACGUCGUCUACAGAGACCUGAAGCUGGAGAACCUCAUGCUGGAUAAAGACGGACACCUUAAAAUCACAGACUUUGGUCUCUGUAAGGAGGGAAUCACAGAUGAGGCCACCAUGAGGACGUUCUGUGGGACUCCAGAGUAUCUCGCACCAGAGGUUCUGGAGGACAAUGAUUACGGUCGAGCAGUGGACUGGUGGGGUUUGGGGGUAGUGAUGUACGAAAUGAUGUGCGGACGACUGCCCUUCUAUAAUCAGGAUCACGAACGGCUCUUUGAGCUCAUUGUGAUGGAGGAGAUCCGUUUCCCCAGAAACAUCACGCCCGAAGCCAAAGCGCUGCUCACAGGUCUGCUGAGGAAAGACCCCAAACAGAGGCUGGGGGGCGGUCCAGACGAUGCUAAAGACGUGAUGUCACACAAGUUCUUCUCCUCUAUAAACUGGGAGGACGUGCUGCAGAAGAAGUUGGUUCCUCCCUUCAAACCGCAGGUGACGUCAGAAACGGACACUCGCUACUUCGAUGACGAGUUCACUGCUCAAACCAUCACCGUUACGCCUCCAGACAAGCUGAGCUGUCAGGAUGUGGACGCCGCUGGCCCGUGUGCACACUUUCCUCAGUUCUCCUAUUCGGCCAGCAUACGAGAGUGACACGUACUUUAAUCCACUAUCACACUGACACAACGUCAUCUCAGAAAACACAGACUCUCAAACCAGCUGCUGAAAGACAGACGGGCAUCCCAGAAUCAUUACAACACUAAAGGUUCUCCUGGGAAAGAUUAUCACGAAGUCACAUCACAACAUUGUUACUUGUCAUUUAGAAUCUUACAUGUGGAUUGUAUGUUUUGAUCUGUAUGUGAUUUUAAAGCAAGUAUACAUGUGAGCACAAGUUAAACUGAGCACCAAAACUCACGAGGUUACACAAAACAACACUAUAGUUCAUCAAAGAUUAAAGACUUCAGCCUGCAGUGA